AAUACAGGUGAUCAAUACCGAUGCUGGUAGUGUGGUUUUGUAAACUUUGAGUUGUGUGAUAAGAUUAUUUUGGUUUAUUUUUGACGUGAUGUUGUUAAACGGUAGUCAACGGUUAAUUAGUUUUCAGUGAAGUCAUACUGUAUGAUUUCAAGAAUGCCUGAAUCAGGUGAACAAGCUGCGGGAUCUUCUGUUAGCACUUCGUCUGCCAAAGAUUCCAAGGAAAAUGCAAAGGAGAAAAAACUGUCCUCUGGUUCUUUAGGCGGUAGUGAUGGAGUCAGACCAAAAAUGGUUACAGUAAAGCAUCCAGAAUCAAAUAAACCGAAACCCACCGUGAAGAAAAAUAAGCCUAUAUCUGCAGAUUUGGACGUUGCCAAGGACUUCAUAAGAUGCAGAGAAGAUGGUGUGACUAGGUUGGAUUUAAGUAAAUCUAGUAUAACGCAACUGCCUUCAACAGUGCGUGAUUUGACACAUCUAAUCGAAUUUUAUCUGUAUGGCAACAAAUUAGUAACACUGCCUCCAGAAAUAGGUUGUUUGGUGAAUUUACAAACAUUGGCACUGAGUGAAAAUUCCUUGACUAGUUUACCAGAUGCUUUAGCAAAUUUAAAGCAUCUCCGGGUUUUGGAUUUGAGGCAUAACAAAUUAAGUGAAAUUCCAGAUGUUGUUUAUAAGUUAACAUCAUUAACAACACUUUUUUUGAGGUUUAACAGAGUUAGAGUUGUUGGUGAUGACAUCAAAUAUUUAAGGAACCUGACUAUGUUGAGUUUGCGUGAGAAUAAGAUAAAAGAGUUGCCAGCAGGAAUAGGAAAAUUGGUAAAUUUGAUUACAUUUGAUGUUUCACACAACCAUUUGGAACACCUGCCUGUAGAAAUUGGCAACUGUGUUCAGCUUUCAACCCUUGAUCUUCAGCAUAAUGAGCUGUUGGACAUACCUGAAUCAAUUGGCAACCUCCAGUCACUUAUAAGACUUGGAUUGAGGUACAACCGUCUCACAGGAAUACCAAAAAGCCUGAGUAAUUGUGCCCAUAUGGACGAGUUCAAUGUUGAAGGAAAUGCAAUUUCACAACUCCCUGAUGGUCUCCUUUCCAGUUUGUGUGAUUUGACAAGCAUAACUCUGUCAAGGAAUUCUUUCUCUUCAUAUCCUUCAGGUGGACCUGCACAGUUCACUAAUGUUUAUGCUAUAAAUUUGGAGCAUAAUCAGAUUGAUAAAAUUCCCUAUGGAAUUUUUUCACGUGCAAAAAAUCUGACAAAAUUAAACAUGAAAGAAAAUCAGUUAACAUCCUUGCCUUUGGAUGUUGGUGCUUGGUGCAAUAUGGUAGAACUGAAUCUGGGAACAAAUCAACUAACGAAGAUUCCAGAUGAUAUUCAGUGUCUACACUGCCUGGAAGUUUUGAUUCUGUCCAACAAUUUGCUGAGGCGAAUACCAGCCAGCAUUGGAAACUUGAGGAAGUUGCGGGUGUUGGAUUUGGAAGAAAACAAAAUUGAAUGCUUGCCAAGUGAAAUAGGUUUUCUUAGAAACUUGCAAAAACUUAUCGUGCAGUCUAAUCAAGUGAUAACUCUACCAAGAGCCAUUGGUCAUUUAACUAACUUGGUGUAUCUGAGUGUUGGAGAAAACAACUUGAGCUACCUCCCUGAAGAGAUAGGAACUUUGGAAAACUUGGAAUCCUUGUACAUCAAUGAUAAUGCAAAUCUCCACAACUUGCCAUUUGAACUCGCCCUUUGCACAAAUUUGCAGAUCAUGAGCAUCGAGAACUGUCCAUUAUCUCAGAUUCCUGCAGAGAUCGUGGCUGGUGGGCCAUCACUUGUGAUUCAUUUCUUGAAAAUGCAAGGUCCUUACCGAUCAAUGUGAAGCUAAACAGGACCAGUUGAUGUGACACAUGGUGUUGUUGCAUCCCAGCAAUGACUCGGACUCAGCUUUAACACGUGGCCAAAUGUUGUGCUGCAACAUUACUAUCUGCCACAGGAGUCAGUCUUCAGGAAGUGUUGUGCCUGCCACAGCAGUUAUGUGAGCUCUCUUUAGUUAUUUGACAUAUUUUAGUUAUUUUGACAUAAAUAGUUGUUCAUAAUACAAAUUUGAAAAAUAAUGUGAUAGUUCUCUUCUGCAGUGUAAUUUUGUCUUUAGAGCAACCUUGUAUCUUAUAUAAUAUUUUUAAUAGUAAAAAUUAGAAUGUAAAUAAAAAUUAUAGUGAAUUUAUUUUAGGACAGUGAUGCAGAGUUGAAAAAAUGGUUAGUCUUGUUCCUACAUAACUCCUGCACAAAUAGUAUUUAAUAUGUGAUAUUACAUUGUAUGCAGUAUACAGGCUUUUCCUGGACCAAAGCGAGAAUGUACUUUCAGAGGGGUUAAUGUGUCAUUUUUGAGAACAUUUGUUCAGCUCUGAAUGGUUCAUGAACUAUGGAUGAUUGAAUGUGAAAAUUAAAAUAAAAGUAAGAGCAUGUGAUGAAUUGGUUGCAACUUCAUUGCUGCAAACUGCAUUAAGAAAUGUCUGUGCUUAGAGGAUCAACACAUGCUGUGUGCACCAUGAGUGGUAACAUUUUCAAAAUAAAUUAUAAUGGCAUAUCUUUGUGUUCUUUGUUUUUGAGUUUUAAGCAAGACAUUGAUCGGUCCAACAUGGGUAAAAUAUUUCAUGCAAAAUGAUACAUAAUGUUAUAUGUAAGUCAUAUGUCAAGUAAAUGAUUUUGCUUGGUAAUGCUGCAUAAGUUAGAGAUUCAUAGAUUCUUUUCACACUGUGCACAAAUGUUACGUGAGUUUACACUGAUGCAAAGCCAAAUGUGAAGUAGUGUUGGAUUGCCUGCCAAUAUUGACAGGUUAAUGUAAUAUAUUUUCUGCAGCAACUGUAAUCUGAAAUUGCCUCUGAGUUGAUAUAUUCUGUGCAUCAAUAUUGAACACUAUUAAAAACUAUAAGUGAAAAUUAGUAUUCUUAAUGUGCAUUGUAAAAUCUACAUCAAAUUUCUUUGUUGAAUCUUGUAAAAGUUAUAGCCUUUUGAUAUCAGAUUAUUCUUGGUAUAAAUUCUGUAUUGUGAACUGUAUAUUAAUAUUAUUAAAUAGUUAAAUAGUGAAAGUUUUCAAAAAAUUGUGUGUAGAGGUUUGUGUGAGAAAGUGUGUGUGUAAACGAAUGUAUGGAAACAUUUGUUUGUUUUUGUGAGAGUGGUUGAAUUUUGAUAUGAUGGCUCUGUUGUGCAUGUCUUUCCCCCAUAGGCAGAUUUGGGUGGAGCAUGGGGGCACAUUGCUCCCCCCCCCCCUUUUAUGCUUAAAAAUUGACAUGGAGUUUAAUAUGGUUCCGUUAAAAUUACGUUUGUUAUUACUAGAGACCUGAAACUGGCGGUGUUAUUUUUGGCCAAAAGCUGUAUUAUUUUUGUCAAAAAGCGGUGUUAUUUUUUUAUCUGGAUAAUUAAAUUAAAUAGUUGUAACUGAUAGGCUUAAUAUUUGUUACAUAAUUAAUUUUCUUUGGCAUAAUUUAUAAUUAUCCUAAUUUGAACACACUCUUUACAUUUGCUUAAACCAAAAGUACUUAACAAUGAAAACAUGAAAUUUACAGUUGUACAUAAAAAUUGCUCAGCACUGACUGUGAAACUUCCAUACAGAAAUUUUUUAGUCACUUGUUAGCUUAAUGCAUUGUUCAGUACAUAACAUAAGAAAUUAAAGUACUGUUCAUCAUAUGAAGAACCACAGAAAAAAUUUCAUUUCACUAAUGGACACUAUGUGUUAAAAAUUCCCUUUUAAAAAUUUUACACACACAUUAGCUUAACCUAACUGUUGCAUAAAAUUCUUUAAAAAAAAAAUCAAUCGUUAAAGGAUAGCAUUGUAAACACUUCAAUAUUCUCUUCUUUUAAGUUCUGCCGUCUAUCUGAAACAACAAUAUUGUAGUGACUCAACAACCUCUCGCUCUCAACAUUAUUUGUAGGCAUCCAUAUUGAUUUAAGCACAGCUGAAGCAAACUGUUGAUAGUCAGUUGUCAGUGCAGUGAGAAUUUUCACUACAUCAACAACUUCACCAGCUCUGCACAGUGACUCUGCUGCAUCUUUUAGAGACUGGUACCCUUUAAGAAGGCCAACACUGUCUAUCAUCUUCAGGUCAGCAAUGGAUUUUAGUUGUGUAACUAUGUUUUCAGUAUUGUUAAGCAGAAUGUUCUUAGGGUUGAAAAGCUGGUUCAAUGACCUGUAAACAUGUGCACAAGAAUCACUGUUCAUGAGUGUAUGCAGUUUGUUCAUGCACAGUGUUGUGGCUUUUUGGCAGUUGUGCUUCACAUGUGCAAUGUCAGUGGUGUUCAAAUUUUUGAGGACACUACUUUAUAAAAGUAUUGGAAAAUAUACCCUUUGCUGCACAGUCCAAACCUUUUUGUAUAUUUUCCAGAUCCCCAUACAGAGUAUGUGAUGUAGGGUACUUAGACCCUUCAAGUUUCAUUAGCAGAUCCAUUUCAGAAGCAUGCUGCUGUACAAAAAUACACUGUGCUAAAAUUACGGAUACUUCUUUGUCUGAAAGCAUGAUAAGAUACUUAAUUCCUGCAUUGUUAGUUUUCUGAAAGUCACUAUUUCUGAAAAAGUUAAUAAUUCCCAAAAAAAUAUUCAGCCAGGUAGAACACUGCACGAAACCAUGAAUUCCAACGAGUAUUGACUGGCAUUGGAAACAGUUUAUCUGGUUUCACAGUUUCUUCUUGCAAAUAUUGCAAAUAUUGGUGUUUCCUCUUGCGAGUGUUUAAAAAGGCAGACUUUACCUUCACUACGACAUUGUUUACCUCAACAAGUUCACAUGACAACACAUUUCCUACUAGGGAAACUUUGUGGGCCCAGCACUGAAUAUGGAGUACGUGAUCUCCAUGCAGAACUUGCAAGCUGUUGACACACUUUGUCUUGUCGCGAGCUGAGUCUGUAACCAAGCCUCUGAUGUUCUUGUAUGAAAUUUCAUACUUAUUAUACAUUCUGAAAUAACUUGUGCACAUGUGGUCGCAUCCGCUUUUGCAAGAAAAUUAACUGUAGCUACUACUACCUGAGGUUCGCCUACUGGUUCUUGGAGCACUAGAAAGAGUACCACAAAAACACAUCUUCCCUGACUGUCUGUAGUCUCAUCCAAAUAGAUAAAAAUUAGUAACAAUUUCCAUCACGUUUUCAAAGUGGUAUUCAGCAAGUUUAGGAACAUACUUUUCCCUCAGUGUUUUGACACAAGGCAUGUCUCCAGAACCUGCCACAAAUUCAUUUAGCCAUACCCUUAUGUUAGGAUCAUCCAAUUUUUGAAGAGGUAUGUUAGCUUUAGCGAAGGCCUCUGUUGUCCUCAGUGCCAAAUGUUCGACGUCUGCUUUUUUACGUUUAGCACUACCAAAGCACUCUGCAACAGAGCUCUGAAUUUUUUUACCAGCACACCCAUUUUCGUAUUUUUUUCUUUUAGUUAUGUGUUUUUCGCUCUUGGUGUGCUUUAUCACGGUGUCUUUUCUCUCAAAUGUGACUUUACAAUUACAAAAUUUGCACAUUAACGUCGCCGUAUGGGGUGCAUAUAGCCCAUCGCUUUUGAAAUUGUCGGCACGUUGCCGCGCACUUGCAGCAUUUUUCGGCAUAUUUUUACACAAACUCAAGUUAUUUUAUUUUAAUGUUCCCAUGCAGCAGUAAAAUACAAUACAUUAAACGAAAGAAGUGGCAACACUGCAAUGUGAAUGCUCCGUCUCUCUCUGUUCCGCUCAGCGUUUCCAACCGUACGGUCCUGACCGUACAUGUACGGUAAUUUCACUGUGUGUACGGACGUACGGUGUUUAUCUUAUACUUCAGCUGGAAUCGCGUUUAUAACACAUAGCAUUGAUCCUUACGGCAGACGUGCGAACGACUGCCGGUUGUUUGUGGGAAAAAAAGCUGAUUCUUCCCAGCAUGCAAUCUUUUGUGGCGUCACAAAUUGUUUAUUCCCAAGGUUUAUUCCAUAACUGUGUUGUGUAAGAACAAGAUUUUAUUUUGUUUAUUUCGUAAUUCUAUUUCAUGGCAAAAUUAAAUCACGAAGUCAUUAUUGUGCAAUAGUUUUAUAAAUAUAAUCGUAAAAAAAAAUUCAUGUACGGACCUGGAAAAGAAAAUAUGGUCCAAAUGACAUUUUCGUACUGACAUUUCUUGCUGAAGGGUUGGCAACGCUGGUUCCGCUUACUCACAACUUGCCGCCUCCUUCCAGCCAUUACAUCAACAGUAUCGCUCAUGUAUGACGUGGAGUUGUGGUUGCGUAUAUUAUGUUUAUUUUGUGUUGUGGUCACAUCUCUUAGCAGCAAUAUAUUUCGUUCUUCCAUACAUACAUGUAAAGUAUGUGAUUUUCGAAACUUAAACAGUGGCAGGCUACCGCUAAGGUUGGUUAGUUUUUGUUCUGACAAUGGCGAUGCCGGCGAACUCAAGAUGAAACCAAGUUUGUUACCGUACAUUUCUUAAAAUUUAGUGUGUAUACAGAAAACUAAACAAAAUCGUAUUAUUUCGCGACUAUUAAUGAAAUUCACGUUAUUUUUCACGUUAUCGCGAUCGCGAAAAUUUCAGGUCUCUAGUUAUUACCCUUGUGCCCCCCCCCCCCCCCCCUUCCCACUCCCAGAAAAAAUCCUUGAUCCGCCCUUGCUUUCCCCUAUUAAUUUAACUCUCACAUUACAAUUUAAAAUUAAAUUUAGUAUUAAGAAGUUUUUCAUGUCUAGUUUUGUCUUAGUUUUUAUGUGUGUUCAACAUCUGUUAAAAAAUAGUACUUUAUAUAGGUCACAUAAUUCAUAAUACGCACCAAGUCCAAAAAUAUGCACUGACUCAUCAUCUUUUGUUGAUUAAAAUUUUUAUUUAAUAUUUACAGAGAUUAAGCUAUCCUUUAUAGACUGGCACUGUACCUCAACAAAUCUAGUGACUUUUAGCCAUGUUGUUAUGACUUCUUAAGAAUACUGUAAAGAUAAAAGCAUUUUUUUAUCUUUAUAGAAAUUGCAAUUUGACUUCCUAGGCUAGAUAGCCUUGCUGCGUUAGCUUUAUAAAUACAAGUAGUUACUUAUUAAUGCACAAAAAAUACUUAGUUGAUGUACUUUAGUGAAGCAAACUAAGAGAAUGUAAAACUAUAUUGUUAAAUAUUGUUAAAAAUAAAUGUUAUACAAAUAUUGAAGUUUCAGUGAAUUUACUGUUGACGAAUAUAACUGCACAUAAAAUAGUGUGUUCAAAAAUUCUUUUGUAUUUAUUUAUCUGUAAGUGAACUGUUGUGAACCAUUAAGCUCAAGUUAUUGAUUGACCAAACAAUGAACUACUUUCCGGGUAAUAACUUUAUCACAUCUCUUAAAAAAAAAUUCUUAAUUAAAAAUGCUAUGUGAUCACUUUACUGGAUGUUCUUAUGAAUGUUUUAACUUUUCUGUAAAUUUCUAUAUUCACUGUUUGCAUUUGUCUUUAGUGUAGUCUAUAAAAACUCUUGUGUAACCAGUAGUCAUACUGAAGUUGUGCUGUAAAUUUCCAACAUGGACAGCUGUUAUAAGUAGACAUCCUGUCCUUGAAUAAAAAUGUUUAGCCAACUUUAUGUGUUGGAUUGAUUGUUUAUAAGGUUUCAAUGCAAGCUGACUGUACUUGUAGGAAAAUUUAGUUGAAAUGGUUUAAAGUUGUUUGUUAACCUAGUAGGUACCUAACACUACAGAUCUCUAAGGUUAUGUCUCAACUUGUCGAAAGUUAGUACUUGCACCUUUACAUUCUGAAAUGAUGUAGACAGAGUGCCAGUGAAGGAAUAGUGACCAAGGUAUUGACGAUGCUAACUUCUUACACACUUAAAUCUCUCUUUGCACACAAACUGGCUCUCAUAUUUGUAUUUUAAGGUUGUUUAUUUCUGGUCACUGCCAUGUGUAUAACAUUUACUACUGACCCAUACACUUUAUACCAAGCUAAGUUUUUUCAUUACUAUUAAGUUAUCUAAAAAGGAAUUAUGUUAAUUAAUUGCUGAUGUCUGUAGACAAUUUGUAUUCUUAUGCUAAGGUGAAUCAUAUUGAUGCUAUAUUUAUCACUACCAUAUAGAAAGGAAUGGAAAAAAAAUUUAUCAAUAGCAUUAAUCUUGAUUUUAAGGAUGCAUUUUCUCCACACAUACUAUGUAAAUAUGCAGAAUCAGAUGUUUCAGCUUUGACAUGCAAUGUUGUACCAGUUACAAAGUGUAGAUGUCUCAACUGAAAGUAAGAGGGAAAGAGCAAGGGAACGAGAUAACUACUUACACACUCAAGUUGAGACACCACCUGAGAUGUGUCUUGAAACUGUAUUAUGUCUUAACUUGUGUUUUUGUGAAAUUAUAUGUUAUGUGUUUGAAAUAUUGUAUUUAAAGAAAUAAUUUCUGUGUUACUAUACUAAAUUACUAUUUGUGUUUUUGUGAAGUUGUAUUUGAUGUUUGUAUUACAAAAGCUCUUUCAAAAAAAGACUUUUGUAAUUUUUCUUAUGUAUUUUUUGUCAAAUGAAUCACACAUGAUAGCACUGAAAAAGAUUUCUCUGCUUUUCUUCAUCCUUUGUGAAAUAAAUCCUUGGAAGUUUGGGUAACAGUUUGUUGACAGUGUAAAAUGAUGUCCCAGAUGAUAGCAAGAUAUAGUUUAUCCUUAAAUUUGUAUAAGCCAACUGUUGAAUUUGUUUGUAUUCUAUGUGCAUAUUAAUUAGUGUACGUUUGCAGUAGGUACUCGCAAAACUUAAUGUUUUAUGAUUGUGGUGUGUAUUCAUAUAAAGUUAUAAUGUAUAAGUAUUGCAAUUUGCAAAUAUGAUAAAUAAUAUUUUUAGUGCAUAUUCUUAAAAACUACUUAAUUGAAAAAAAAAUAACUUGCUGAUAUUCAAACUAUAAUUCUGAUAAAUGCAUUUUGUACAUUAUGCUCUAUAUUGUGUGCUGUGUAAUUAAUUCUCCAUAACAAGCAAGCAACAGAAAUUCUGAAAUUUUUUCAAACAUUUCAGUCAUUACAAGCUGUUAUUUAAAGUCUUUCAUGCCUCUAAUUUUAUGGUCUGGUAAGUUUUUACACUACGUAUAUUUAAUGUGUUCUACAUUUUAAUUCCAAAAACUCAAGAAACAAGGUGAUAUUUUUGUUCAUGCAGGUGAAAGCAGCAGGUGAUAUUAUUUUAAUAAAUGUAUUUUUCAUAUUAGUACAAUCCAUUCAAGAAGUACUUUAAACUAACUCCUUAACAAGAAAAACAUGUUAUUUGACUUCUUUGAUUGAAAUUGAUUGAAGGUGUUUUAUACUGCACAUUUUUAAUAACUGUAUGUUAUUGUAAUUUUAAAAGCCAGUUUCAUUAGAAAAUGUUUUUAAUAAGACUUUGAUUAGAUAUUUGUGUGUCCAGGAGGUAUGUUCACUAUCUUUUAAGUUUACCUUUUAAGAGAUGAGGUCAGUAGCCAUGCCAGUGUUAUUUAAUAUUUUCGAAGCAAUUCAUUAAUUCACUAUCCUUCUGUCCUUAGUUUAAUGGCUGGGUUUGAGGUGGCGUUAACAUGGUAUUUAUUGUCUUCUCUAUAAAAUAGCAGAAUGAUGAAAGGAAAUUCAUUGAAAAUAACUGAAAUGAGACAUGGAUACAAUAAGAUAGGCAAGAGUUUACUAUAUUGUUUAAGAUAGCUUUCAAUUUUAAUAUAGAGCAAUAAAAUUAGUAUAAAAAUGAUAGAAUUUAUGUUUUAUUACAGUAAAUCAUAUCUUUAUUCAUAUUAGAAAUUCCUUAGGAACAUUAUUUUAUGCUUGUGUUUUAAGUGACAUAAGUUUUAAGACCAUUUUAUUUAUGAUUAUUUUAAAUUUACAUUUGACAAACACAUUUAGUAUGUACAUAAUAUACAAGAUGUUGCUAACUAUCUGAAGGUAUUUAAAUAUUUGGUAUAUUAAUGUAAGUACAGUAGAACCUGCAGUAGAGUGUAUCAAUGCCAGAAAAAUAAACACAGUUGAUAAGUAGAAUGAUUUGCAGUGGUAGCUGCAGUGCAGGGACUACCCUUUUUUUAUGGUACUACCUCCGUCAGAGGCAGCAUCUGGUUGAGAGAGAAGCAGGGAGGGAAUUGCAUCUGGUUGGGUGGGAGCCAAGAGCAGUUGGUGGCAAUUGACCUGCACUAAAAAAAGGGGGUUGUCUGUAAAGUCGGUUUACGGACGAUAAUUUUACAUGAUAACGUCAUAAGAAAACAUUGAUGAAAAAUUGCAUACUUUUUAAUUUUCAAAUAUUAUUUACAGUUUUUUUCAAAUUUAAUUUAAAUAAUUUGUUUUAAUAUAAUCACGAACAAUUAGUUAUACAAAUAAACUGAAAUCAAAUCAAUGUCAAUAAAUUGUUAAUUUGAAAAGACGAAAUUGGACAAAUAAAUCAAAUUUUUAAAUUGCUGCUUUUAAAAAGCCCGCCUUAACCUGUUUGAUAUUAUAGAAGAUUUUCUCGCACGGUGGUUGGUCGGUUCUUGCACGCUCAGCUCAGGCGGAACGUGACAAUGAGUCAUGCUUUUUCGUGCGUGCAGCCUGCAUUCAUCGAUUUAUAAGACGUUAUCACGCCAAAAAUGCUUUGUUUGUUUUCUUACAGUGUUUCAAAACAAUACUGGCUUUUAUUAAGCUAAGGAAGAUAAAUAAUUAAUGCUGAAAACCAUUUGGGUAUGAGCAUUUUAGGAAACAGUCUGCUACAUCUUAAAUACACCAACUUUCCUUUAAAAACUCGGAUUGUCUUCAUAAAAGUUUCGUGUGAAGCCGUAAUGCUGUGUUACCAAACCAUCUUGCCUUACAUUUUUUUUCUUUACUAACAGAGGAUAAUAAAAUCUAGGUAGUGUUGUUAUGAAAAGCUUAGAGAUAGUGUUACAGUGAAUACAGCACUUAUUUUAUCUUCUUUUUUAGUAUCAAGCUUUUACUCCACUGGAUACAGGUGUUAAUUUUUGUAUUUAAAAUGUUGGACUGAUAAAAGUGAUAAAUUAAAAUUUUACAAAAAUAGUAUGACAUAAAUCAAACUUAAUGAAUUUAGAUUUAUUAGGGAAAGAAGGGAAAUCAAGGUUGGAAUCUCUCAGCAGUAUUGAUAUGUGCCAUCUUGGGGAAAAAAAACGAACUACAGAAAAUCAUUUGAUACCUCUGGGAUCAUAUGAACCAGUUUUCUUACAUAAAUUCAAUAUUUUUAACAGCCAAGUUUUUAAUGCUUGAUUUACAUCUGUAUUAAACUUGGUUUUUGCUUGACCAAGAUAAAUAGAAUAUUAUAGUUUAUUAAUUAUUUAUUUACAUUUGCUUGGGACAUUUCACGGGAAACUAAUUUUUCCUUAGUUUAACUUUUUGAAUCUAUGGGUUAUCUGAUAUUGUAGGGGUUUCUGUUUUGUGGUAAUUGCAGUAUGUUUCCAUCGUGAUGAUUUUACAUGUCGGUGCAGGCAAGCAACAUAUUAAAAAAUUUUGAUUUCCAACUUUAUUUCUUGUUACUGAUUUGUUAUUAAUGUUUUCAUUGCUUUUGAUGUUGAUAUUUCAGGAAAGAUAGAAAAGUAUAUUAAAAGAAAAUGUAUUAUGUCUGAUGGAAACCGAACAUUGGGUUAUGAAUGCCUCUGUGGAAGUCCUUUACUCAGUGAUGACUGAGCUGGAACUUGAAACACAGUUACUAGUGUAUUCUAGAUGAUUCACUUAACUUGGUUACUAGCAUGAUGCAGUGUGUCCUGGGGGAGACAGCAUGUUUUACGUUAGGUGUGAAAGCAAGUGACAGUUUAAAGAUUUGUGGAAAGCCAAGUGUAGGAUUGUUGCAUCAUGAGUUUAAAUAAGCAUUUGAGAAAUUACCAUUUUCAAAAUUUACUCAGAAAAGCAGUAUUUUAAGUCAGGGAUGGUAUUGCUAAAUGAUUCCAAGUUUUAUUUAAAUAAUAAUUUUGAGUGGCAUUUUAAAAAUGUUUUUCAAUUCCAUAUCCAUGUGACACAUAUAUAAGUCCAAAUUUUAAUUUUUGUUUAAGUGUAUGUCUAUACAUUUGUGGUUAAAAUUUUCUAUUGAAAUUGUAGUCAGUGUGGGUGAUUACAAUGUAACAUUCACUUUGGUUAUUUUUCUUUUCUUUAUUAAAUUAACACGACACUGUCGUGCCUUAUGGGAAACUGCAGUGUACUAAAAUAUUUAAAAGAAAAGCUAACACUCGCAAUAUAAACUAGGUUUUGGCUUAGGAUAGGUGCUGUACAAGUUAGAAGUCCACAAAUUAUCCAAUUACACAAAUGAAUUUUACUAAUGCUUGAAACAAAAAAUGAAUACAAAGUAACCCUUACAAUAAUUAUAAAUUAUUUAUAAAUGCCUACUUUACAUGAAGGUAGUUCCUUGUCUUUUCAUUUAUUUCAAUUAUUUAUUUUUCACAGAUUUUAUAAAAUUGCACAGCUUAUACCUUGAUACCAGUAGUGACUAAAUUGCAGGCUAAUGGUCUUCAUUAAGAAUUACUUUUUUGAGUUUGUUAUCACCACCUAAACAACACUGUUCCUAUUCACUGUCACAAUGGGAUCCCUUGGUUUGAUUUUUUUUUCCCUUCGCAAAACUGCCAUUGCUGGACUUACUUGUUCAAGUAGUGAUUUUACCACAGCGAUGACAAUCCGCAUUUAGUUGAAGUCUGGAGUCUCAAUGGGAUCCCUUGGUUUGAUAUUUUUCCCCCCGCAAAACUUCCAUUGCAGGACUUACUUGUUCAAGUAGUGAUUUUACCACAACGAUGACAAUCCGCGUUUAGUUGAAGUCUGGAGUCUCAAUGGGAUCCCUUGGUUUGAUAUUUUUCCCCCCGCAAAACUUCCAUUGCAGGACUUACUUGUUCAAGUAGUGAUUUUACCACAACGAUGACAAUCCGCGUUUAGUUGAAGUCUGGAGUCUCAAUGGGAUCCCUUGGUUUGAUAUUUUCCCCCCCGCAAAACUUCCAUUGCAGGACUUACUUGUUCAAGUAGUGAUUUUACCACAACGAUGACAAUCCGCGUUUAGUUGAAGUCUGGAGUCUCAAUGGGAUCCCUUGGUUUGAUAUUUUUCCCCCCGCAAAACUUCCAUUGCAGGACUUACUUGUUCAAGUAGUGAUUUUACCACAACGAUGACAAUCCGCGUUUAGUUGAAGUCUGGAGUCUCAAUGGGAUCCCUUGGUUUGAUAUUUUUCCCCCCGCAAAACUUCCAUUGCAGGACUUACUUGUUCAAGUAGUGAUUUUACCACAACGAUGACAAUCCGCGUUUAGUUGAAGUCUGGAGUCUCAAUGGGAUCCCUUGGUUUGAUAUUUUCCCCCCCCGCAAAACUUCCAUUGCAGGACUUACUUGUUCAAGUAGUGAUUUUACCACAACGAUGACAAUCCGCGUUUAGUUGAAGUCUGGAGUCUCAAUGGGAUCCCUUGGUUUGAUAUUUUUCCCCCCGCAAAACUUCCAUUGCAGGACUUACUUGUUCAAGUAGUGAUUUUACCACAACGAUGACAAUCCGCGUUUAGUUGAAGUCUGGAGUCUCAAUGGGAUCCCUUGGUUUGAUAUUUUUCCCCCCGCAAAACUUCCAUUGCAGGACUUACUUGUUCAAGUAGUGAUUUUACCACAACGAACAUCUCGUGUACCUUGUCUUCCAUACGCUUGUUGCUCACCGAAGACAGUGCAACCAGACCAACACAACCCAGAACCUUGCACUGUCCAUCUGCACCGUCACCUCUUCACUUCAUUUGAAAAUAUUCAGAUUCAUUUCUGCAGUUCGGACACCCAUCACUUCCACGACGGCCUACUCUCUAACCAUUCUCUUGCCGUGUCUGGCCAGCAUUUGUCUCACUGCGCAACCGUCCACGUUCAGUGCGCACCGCUGGUCUGCCCACUCUCGGCUGUCCCUGAAGACACUUCCCACGCACGCGCACUCGCCACGGAACAAGCACUACAUUCUCAGAACUAUGCCGCCCAAUAGCCGUAUUAAAACCAUAGCCCAGCCAUUAAUACAUACAUGCAUAGUGUAAAAUAUGAUCAGUAAACAAAUAUGUUUAAUGAACACACAGCACUAAAUUAUGGCUACAUAAUUGCUCUGGUCAAAAUGAAACAAUUCAAUCUCUUAUUGAUUUGAAAAGAUAUAGGCUACAACAACUUAGGUACAUUCCUUGGAUCAUUUUAAGAUAAAACACUGUCAUCAUUCAUCUACUUGGGUGAACAACAUUAUGGUUGGUCUGCCAUCUCUAUAACUAUGUUCAAAAUGAAAUUAUUUCAUGCAAGUGAGAAAGAAGUAUUUUUAUUAGGAAAAAAAGGAAAUUUUUUUUUUCACAUUUGCAGUCACUAAGUUGACUGUUACUGUUUUGUUGUUUUGUAACAGUUUGCUGUCAUUUUAAUGAAUGCAAAUGGUUUGUACAAGUGUCGUUAAAAAAAUAACAGUUGUAACAUUGUUGGUUUAUCUGUAGAUUUUUCACUAGAAUUGAAAAGUUAAUUGAGGCCUGGCAGUAGUAAAUGAAAUGUGACAGUAGUUAUUUAUCAUGCAUUAAAAUUGAGUUAAGUAAAUGUUAGGGUCUUGCAAAGGCCACCAAAAAUAUAUUUCAAUCUAACUUUUAACUAUACUAAACACAUAAUUUAGUUUUAAUAUAUUUUAACCCCAUCUUUGUGUUGCUGCUAAAUGUUUUCCUGCCAAGUGUACUGUUUUUGUUUGGACCUGCCUUUUAUCCUGUGUUAAGCAUUUAUUAUGUACCAUAACUAACACAGCAGUUCUAAAUGACUUGCCACAACAUGCAAUAUUGAUAGUAGUUCCUUUCCAUGUAGCUAACCUCUCAGGUGAAGUUUAUAGAAGUUUUACUUAAUGUUAUUUCUACAAAUACUCAAUUUUGUGAUGUGUAAAUUGUAUUUUACAUAUGUAUCCAGUUGGUAUAACUACUGUUUGUCGUUUGAUGUGAUGAUGUGGGAUCGUGUGUGCGUUGUGCAUGCAUAGCUGAAUAUGAAUAUUGAUUUCUGCUGGCUAGCCUCUGAAUAGUGUUGACACAUGCUGCCCACACACCUUAUAUUAGCGUGCUCUCUGUGGAGUCCACACACGCUACUACGGUUAGUGGCACGAUACGUAUUUACUCCUGGCCAUCAUUAGUUUGUCUAAGAUUGUCAUGACUUUUAAUCUGGUAAGGAAAGUUUUUAGGUUUUGCAGCUUCAACUAAGACUGGAUCAAAACAAAAGUGUUUUCUACAAAAGAAACAUGCAAUGUCAUUCACAGUCUUUUAAUGUUUUGCUGCUCGUUGCCAGUCACAACGCUGUCGUUCGUCUCACAGCGCGAUCUUUAGCGUGAUGUGCAGCAUGGACUAUAAACAAAAAAAAAAGGAAUGCAACGACAUAUGUUUGACAUAAAGUCAUGAUUAAAUGUUAGAACUAUAUUUAUUAUUUCUUCCUGAGUACACACUUCCCCUUUAUUCACAUCAACUUGCAGUGUGUAAAAUUGUAUUUCUGCCACUUGCAGUGUGUAAAAUUGUGUUUCUGCUGUCUGUCCUCUUACCUUGUGUGUAUUUCUACUCAGAAAUCAUUAUGCAACGCUUGCUUUCGAACCUCUCCUGUUGUUGCUUGCUAGCCCUAUUUUGGCUAGGUAAAAUAUAAUAAGUAAUUUGACCAUAGGUUAUAGUGGGUGUGUGUGCCAAUAAAAAUAUAGUUAUGUUUUAAUUUUUUGUAAUGAUUUAGUUUGUUUUCAGUUGUAUUAUUAAGCUGUAGUCACAAUGCCACGAUGGAUACGACAUGACACGACAAAUCUGAUUAGACAUUGUACAUCGCUCCAGCGUGAAGAUUUAGUAGUGUAGGGCCACAAUACCAUGAUAGUAUUAACACAACCAACUCUAAUAUGGCUGUCGGAAAAUCUUCCCAUGCCAAAUGUGUCUAUAAAAUGCAGCAUGCAAUGUGCAAAAAACAGUGUAGGGCCAGUAGAAAGCAUAUUUUCUGUUGACAGUUAAUGUGCAUAAAACAUAAUAACAUUUAGUCGUGUCUGGCAUGAAGUGAUAUAAAAUUUAUUUUAGAUACAAGGAAGCAAGAUUUAUUUAUGUUAAUAUGGGACAGAAAAAUAAUUCUGCUGUUAGAUACGCAAAGAAUUAAAAUUAAAUCUUGACUAAAUGUAGAAUAAUGUUGACCAUAAACACGAUGAUAUCCUUUUACAUAAACAGUUUAAUGUACACUAAAAAUAUGAAAGUGUAACCCACAUAUAAAAUGAAAUUUUGUUUUUUGGCAUAAAGGUUUCCCAGUAGUAAAUAUUUGUUGAAGUUUAGUUUUGUAAGGCUUCCAUUAUGCUUUUCAUCGUGCGGCAUGUUACAAUAAAAUUAGAAAUAUAAUCUACUUCUUGUGGGCUGCCGGGGCAUGUAUUUUGUUGUGUGGACAUCAUAGUGACCUUGUAUUCAAUUGGCUACUGAGCGUGUCAGGCCUGUCGCGGCAAUGUGACUCCAGCUUUACACUGCAACAGAUAAUGCCAGUUUGUAAUAGUUUUUCUUUAACUGACUUUUUUUUUGUAAUGGGUACAGGUAUGGGAGUUGAAACCAAAUAGUAUAUAGCAUAUUUGUCUAGUCAUUAUCAUAAAAUAAUGGCUCUUUGAACUAAUGCAAACUAAGCAUUACCAAAGAAAAUAUUUCUGUGUGGAAAUAUUUUUAGCUUACAUAGUAAUUUUAAUACUGAGAUACAAAAUUGUGUAAAAAAAUAUACUGUUUAUGUAAAUUUGCUGACAUUUUAAGUGCAAUAAAUUGUUCCCUGUGAUUGAAUAAUGUAAUGAAGAAGUUGUUGAAGAGAGAGCAUAUUGGAAUGUAUGUGUCAAGGUUUUUUGAAACUUAAUAUAUAUAUAUAUAUAUAUAUUAUAUUUAGAAAAAUAAAUUUGAAAGUUAUUUGUAAAUUGAUGAACCUAAUAUCUAACUGUGAAAUAUGUACGGUAAGGGUUUCAAUGCAGAAUGUAAAUUGCGAUAUUGUGUAGCAUUUAGAUGGAAUUACUUAGAAAAUAUUUCAACAUUAUAUUGUUUAUUACUAUCCAAACUAAUAUAUGUUUUGGUUCCAAAGUGUGAUGUGUAUAAAUAAAACAAUGUGAAAUAAAAAUUUUUUUCAGACUUGCAGCAAUUUAUAAAAAAAAAAUCCCAUUGUGAACUGGCUGUCUGUUAAGUAUGUGGUUUGAGCACAAAAAAAAACCAAAGUAGUAAUUAUUGAAUGCAUAAUUUUUUCAUCUUAUUGCUUUCUAUAAAAUACUACUUGAUAGAAUCUUCCUCUUGUUUCCAUGUUAGUUACUUUAGGAGAUAUUUUAAAUUCAUAAUAAACCAAAUUUUCCAGCAAUUCACUCAUGUGCUAAUACUACAUGCUCAUACAUUUAUUUUUCAACAUUGUUAGCAUGAUAUGUAGUGUCCUUGUUGCUGUUAUGCAGCUCGUAAAUCUCAACAAAGGCACACCUUUUCACUACAUUGACAGUUUCCAUCCAUAUUGUUGACUCAUCUUGUUUUCUCCACAAUAGACUUGAGUUAAGCGGCAAUUCAGGGGGGCUAAGUUUGAGAUUUUAUGAGCUGUCUCACACAGCUUGACACAUGUGGCAAUUUUGGUAAGCUCCACUGCAGCAGACUUGAAUACAUCUUUGGUAUGUGACGCGAGUGCUCUGUGUUUGAUGCCGAGUUUUAUUUUAUCAUGUUGCCAUACAUGAAUCUAGUAGGGAAAUAUUAACAGUGCA
Molecule: messenger RNA, 17478 nt
Organism: Bacillus rossius redtenbacheri
Lineage: Eukaryota; Metazoa; Arthropoda; Insecta; Phasmatodea; Bacillidae
Gene: Sur-8
Product: leucine-rich repeat protein soc-2 homolog
Exons: 2
Coding region: 142-1845 (567 amino acids)
Molecular function (GO): protein binding
Source: RefSeq, a predicted model, not a curated record